Molecule: messenger RNA, 644 nt
Organism: Amphimedon queenslandica
Lineage: Eukaryota; Metazoa; Porifera; Demospongiae; Haplosclerida; Niphatidae
Exons: 3
Source: RefSeq, a predicted model, not a curated record
AUCAAUCCAUAUAUACCAGCACAUACUUACAUCCAGUCAUCAUUUAGUGUACAUUAGCAAGAAUAACAUUAACCUUCCUCUACCUGUCAUGACAUGAACCAUAUGUGUAUACAUGUACCACACAAUAAGCUGACAACAGCCUACACAGGGAAUCAUAUGUUUGACUGUAAGAUACAAUGAACUAGCACAUGAUAGACAAGAGGACAUGAUAGGCAAUGUGCUUAAGUACAUGCUUUAUAGUGAUCAGUAUUAAGUAUAGACUGAGUAAUUGCAUAUAUAUAUUACUAUUUGAUAUACAAUAUUCACUAGGUCAGUACAGUGUUCUUAGAGCUAGUGAUGAUGAUGAUACUCCCCCACCAGUACCAGCCUAUAAUCCUAAUGGAGUACAAGAAUACUCUGAACUGAAGAGAGAGGGAGAGAAAAAGAAUAAACAACAACAACAACAACAACAAGGAGGUGGUCCACUUUAUUCAACACUCAAUCAAGACGAUGAUACUCCUCCUCCUGUCCCUCCUGCCUAUAAUCCUGAGGGAGUACAGGAAUACUCUGUAUUGAGGAGAGAGGGAGAGAAUAAGGGUCAACAGGGUCUGUCUACUGGUGCUACUGGACUAUAUUCAACCAUUAAUAAAAACACCAACAACCAG